Messenger RNA from Umbelopsis ramanniana AG, 914 nucleotides. RefSeq lists its product as uncharacterized. Bases 168 to 836 code for a protein of 222 amino acids. NCBI's taxonomy places the organism in Eukaryota, Fungi, Mucoromycota, Umbelopsidomycetes, Umbelopsidales, Umbelopsidaceae. The transcript has a single exon. The record is from RefSeq and is a predicted model, not a curated record. Gene Ontology annotation, cellular component: mitochondrion.
GCUUUAUCUCUUCCAUACAGGCAGCGUAAGCUAUAGCGGAAGAAAUUCUUCCGGGUGGCAACCCGUAAAUAGGAGGACUGCUUUUCUAGGAUGCGUCAAUUUUUGCCGAAGCUGCCAUCUCUGUUUUUGAUAAAACGGAAGGGAUCAAAAAGUAAUCUUUGUAACCAAUGUCUGUACGAAUAAUACCUCAAGCUUUACGAAAAGCCGCCUUCAUUUCCAUAAGGCAUAACCCCACUGCAUAUGGCGUUAUUGUUCGACAAUCUCGCAAUCUACAUUUCACACGAUCUCCUCCAGCACUGAACCUCCGGCUGAGUCAAUGGACAGGGCAGCGCAUGCUGACCACUUCUACCAAGCCAAACGGAUCCGCAACUACAGCUAUUCAUAAUACCGCAGUUAUACAAGAGAAACAACCGGGAAAACUUCGGCAAUUGAUGAAGCAAUAUGGUAUACCUGGUAUUGCUGUCUAUCUGACCCUCGGAAUGGUGGACCUGGGAGCCACUUAUUUCACCAUACAAAUGGUGGGUGCUGAAAAGGUCAAGGAGUUGGAAAACUGGGUUAAGAGCUCAUUUGGUCGAUUUGGUGUUUGGAACAAGCAGAAUCCUGAUGAACCAGAUACAACAGCAACCACCCUUGGGGUUGGCGGUGUCCUAGGCGAAUUAGAAGCUGAAGUUACUGCAGAAGGAGCAAAACCAUCCAUGGCAUCCAUUUUCAUUUUGGCAUAUGGAAUUCACAAAACCGUCUUCCUUCCAUUCCGUCUAGGUGUCACUGCCGCAAUCACUCCAUGGGUAGUUCGACGAUUAGGGGCCAUGGGUUGGAUUGGCCGAAAGGCACUGUAGAUUAUGAUACCGUUAAUAGUUUUUAAAAUAAAAAAUCAAAUAGAAUAGAGAAUCCUGCCGCGAGAUGGAUUGAUUGAA